Molecule: messenger RNA, 1530 nt
Organism: Dacryopinax primogenitus
Lineage: Eukaryota; Fungi; Basidiomycota; Dacrymycetes; Dacrymycetales; Dacrymycetaceae
Product: CNDP dipeptidase
Exons: 7
Coding region: 52-1479 (475 amino acids)
Biological process (GO): proteolysis
Molecular function (GO): metallodipeptidase activity
Source: RefSeq, a predicted model, not a curated record
CUCCGCUUUGUACAAGAUCCACUGCAGACCACCACACUUGUCGCUUGUGACAUGCCUGCUCCUACUGAAUUCAUAAAGUACGUCGACGCUCACAAGGACGCCUUUAUCGCCCGUCUGGGUGAGGCCGUCGCCAUCCCCUCAGUGUCCGGCGACCCCUCACAUCGGCAAGAUGUGAUCAACAUGGCGGGGUUUAUCAAGCGCCUGCUUGAGCCGCUUGGUGUCAAGGUGGAGCUGAAGGAUAUUGGGAUGGAGAAACAGACGGAUGGGAGUGAGCUUCCUCUCCCACCGGUGGUCUUUGGAGUCUUGGGUGAUAACCCGAACAAGAAGACUAUCUUGCUCUAUGCGCACUACGACGUGCAGCCCGCGCUUGUCACAGACGGCUGGAACACAGAUCCUUUCACUCUAUCUCCGGAUAACGAGGGCCGUCUAUUUGGCCGCGGGUCGACAGACGACAAAGGCCCGCUUAUCGCUUGGAUCAACAUCAUAGAGGCUCAUGUCAAGCUGGGUCUUGAGCUGCCUGUGAACCUUAGGUUCUGCUUCGAGGGCAUGGAAGAGAGUGGGUCUGAGGGACUGGACGAUCUGAUCAUCAGGGAGAAGAACGGGUUCUUUGAGAGCUGCGACUGUGUCUGUAUUUGUGAUAACUACUGGAUGAAUGACCGGACGCCGUGCCUGACCUACGGCGUCCGGGGAAUGUCCUACUACCGGCUUGUCGUCUCUGGCCCUGCUCGGGAUCUGCACUCUGGAUUGUUCGGUAACACCGUGCACGAACCGAUGACGGACCUGAUCCUCCUCAUGAGUAAGCUCGUUACUCCCAAUGGGGAGAUCUUGAUUCCUGGUCUGGACAAACUGGUUGCCCCGCUGACGGAUACCGAGAGGAAGCGCUAUGAGACUUUGGACUUUGCCCUGACGGAUAUCGAGGACCAGGUCGGGGCGAAGAUUGUCCUCUCGGACGAUAAGGCACGCGUGCUGAUGGGCCGUAUGCGCAACCCAUCCUUGUCUCUGCAUGGUAUCGAGGGCGCGUUUUACGGUCCUGGGGCGAAGACUGUUAUCCCUGCUAAGGUCCAAGGCAAAUUCUCGAUCCGAUUGGUGCCAAAUAUGACACCUGAGAACGUCGAUCCCCUCGUAGUCAAGUACCUACACGACGAAUUUGCCAAGCUCAAGUCAAAGAACACUCUCAAGGUCGAGAACAUUCACGGCGGGAAGCCUUGGAUGGCUGAUCCCGACCACUGGAAUUAUCGUGCGGCCAUCAAGGCGACCGAGAAAGUGUACAAGAAGAAGCCGGAUUUGACACGCGAGGGUGGCUCUAUCCCUGUCACGCUGACCUUUGCCGACGUUCUCGGAUUGAACGUCCUUCUUCUGCCUAUGGGACGCGGCGAUGACGGCGCGCAUUCGACAAAUGAGAAGCUUGAUACGUACAACUACAUUGAAGGAACCAAGCUGCUCGGUACAUAUCUGCACGAGAUCGCGGUUACUAACUAAGUAUUGUAGAACAUGUAUUUGGGGUUGCUGAGGAUGUUGUACGAGAAUCAA